Corylus avellana is the source of this 1194-nucleotide messenger RNA. Lineage: Eukaryota; Viridiplantae; Streptophyta; Magnoliopsida; Fagales; Betulaceae. The record is from RefSeq and is a predicted model, not a curated record.
UAUAGGGACAGACUGCAGCAGGAACCCAGAACCCCUAAAAUCACCCUUGUGUCUGUGUCUGUGGGCCAAGAGAUCUCAAAGCAAUGGUGGGAGACGUUCACGUGCUUCAGACCGUCACCAAUUCCAACUGCAGUACCCAUGUCUCUAAGAAAGCCAAAGACAAGAAGAAGAAGAAGAAGCGUGGUGGGAGCAAAAGGAAGAUGACCGCAGAGCAGACGCUGGCUUUCAAGUCUGUCAGUGAGUGGGUGUUCUUGGAUCAGCCUUCUUCGUUGCCUUCUUCUUCGUCGUCCUUUGUUGUGGAUGACUUUGGGGUGCAGAAGAGUCUCGGCAAAGGUGGGGAGAAGCUGGUUUUCGAAUUGCAUUCGCACUCGAAAUUCAGUGAUGGAUUCUUGUCGCCUACGAAGCUGGUUGAGAGAGCUCAUGGAAAUGGGGUGAAAGUUCUUGCUCUGACAGAUCAUGACACAAUGUCAGGCAUCCCCGAGGCUCUAGAAGCUGCUCAAAGAUUUGGCAUCAAGAUAAUUCCAGGUGUUGAAAUCAGUACAAUAUUCUCCCCUAGUGGAGAGUCUGGAUUAGAGGAACCAGUGCACAUCCUUGCAUAUUAUAGCAGCUGUGGGCCAGCAAGGUCUGAGGAGCUGGAGAAGUUAUUGGCUAAUAUAAGAGAUGGUCGUGUCCUCCGCGCAAAAAACAUGGUGUCAAAACUGAACAAGCUUAAGCUACCUCUUAAGUGGGAGCAUGUUGCCAAGAUAGCAGGCAUGGGAGUUGCUCCUGGGAGACUGCAUGUGGCCCGUGCAAUGGUUGAAGCAGGUUUUGUGGAAAAUCUGAAACAAGCUUUUGCACGGUAUCUUUUUGAUGGUGGACCGGCUUAUUCUACGGGAAGUGAGCCUCUUGCAGAGGAAGCUAUACAAUUGAUAUCUAAUACAGGGGGUGUGGCUGUGCUAGCUCAUCCAUGGGCACUGAAAAAUCCUGUUGCCAUUAUCAGGAGGCUGAAAGAGGCUGGCCUUCAUGGGAUGGAGGUUUACAGAAGUGAUGGAAAACUAGCAGCAUACAGUGACCUAGCAGAUGGUUAUGGUCUUUUGAAGCUGGGAGGAUCAGAUUAUCAUGGAAGAGGUGGGAAUGGUGAGUCUGAACUGGGAAGUGUGAACCUUCCAGUAUUGGCUACUCAUGACUUCCUAAAGGUAGCUCGACCAAUCUGGU